Messenger RNA from Phoenix dactylifera (date palm), 2530 nucleotides. RefSeq lists its product as uncharacterized. The record is from RefSeq and is a predicted model, not a curated record. Lineage: Eukaryota; Viridiplantae; Streptophyta; Magnoliopsida; Arecales; Arecaceae.
CGAAGCGACAAAACCAAACAACAGAAACCGGCGUUCCGACCACGCGGCGAAGCGAGCCCUCGCCCCCAGACACAAAAAGUUUCCUUUUCCGACCACCAUCCCCUGUUCUUCUCUGCUGCUCUUCCUCUCCUUUUCUUUUCUCUCUCUCUCUCUCUUUCAUAUACAGACACGCAUCUGGGGGUGGAGCGUGAGGGAGGAGAGAGAGGGAGAGAGGGAGAGGCAGUUUUGCUUUAAGGGAGAAGAAUCCAAAAGGAGUUUUCUCUGGCAGUGGGGGGGGUAUCAAAAAGACAGAUUAUAAACUACGAUGCGCUGCAUUAACAUGUGAAGGCCCUUCCAAGUGUCCUUCCUUCUCCCUAUCCAUCCCCCCUCCUCCCCUGCAUUCAAUUCCCUUCCUCUCUUUCCAUCUCCGUCUCCAUCCCCUUUCGCUCUGCUUUCUGACGUGAUAAUAACGGGUAGUUCUUGUUUUUGAGUUGGGGGUGGGAGGGGGGGGGGAGAGAGAGGGAGAGAGAGAGAGAGAGAGAGAGAGAGAGAGAGAGCAUUGAUGGAAUGAUGACAGAGCUUUCCAAAUUCAGUUUCCUGUGGGUGUUUUCCUCGUUGCCGUCGUGAUGAGUAUUGAAGGCCAGUCUAUAUAUAUAGGGGGUGACUCAGGCUCUCAGUCUCCACUUCCCUUUCUCAUUCCCACACAGCGAGAGAAAGAGAGUUCGCAGCCAUCUCCAACCCGAUCUCUUCUUCCCCGUUCUUCUCUUCUUGCUCGUCCUGUUCGUCUUCUCCAACUCCGGAAAACAAUGGAAGGAGCGACAGCGACCGUGGCAGACUUCGAGAUGGCCUCAAGCUCGAGCGCAGGACACUCCAACCUCCAGUCUUUCAUCAACUCCACGACGCCCUCUGUGCCGAGUCACACCCUUCCAAAGCGGUCUUUCGAAGACUGGAACAGCCUUUGGCUCCCGGCAGGAAGGGACACCGUUGAGUGUUUCAACCUGAGAGACCUCUGGGGCCAGUACACCGAGUGGAGUGCCUAUGGUGCCGGUGCUGAGGUCCUCCUCUAUGGUGGAGACAUUGUGGACCAGUACUACGUGCCAUAUCUAUCAGCCAUCCAGAUAUAUACGAACAAAUCCCGUGCUUCCUCUAGGAAUGGCGCGAGCAAUUGCUGGAGUAAUGGGAGUGCAUACAGGAAGCUGGUUGAUCCUAUGGGUUCUGAUGUUCAAGAGGAUGCAGGCUUGGAUCAUGAAGGUAUCCGACGAGCACAAGAGCAGUUCGGGUACCUUUACUUCGAAUUUAUCGAGAACAACACGCCUUUUGGGAGGCCACCCCUCUUGGAAAAGGUCCGGGAAUUAGCUAGCAUCCAUCCGGGCCUGAUGUCGUUCAAGAGCGCGGAGCUGUCGCCGGCUAGCUGGAUGUCGGUUGCCUGGUAUCCUAUUUAUCACAUCCCUGCCAGGCCAAAGGUGAAGGAUCUGUCAGCAUGCUUCCUGACUUACCACAAUCUCACCUCAUCAUGUCAAGAUCAUAUGCAGGGAAGCAUGGCAGAAGGCGUGUCUUACACUAGAGGCGGGAACAGUAGCAGCAGCUCUGAGGGGAAGAGCAACCACAUUGCCCUUUACCCUUUUGGCCUCGCGACUUACAGAGCACGGGGGAAGGUUUGGACAAAUCCUGGAAGUGGAGAUGAUGAAAGAGUUGUCUCCCUCUACAAUGCUGCAGACUCCUGGCUGAGGCAGCUUGAGGUUGUCCACAAUGACUUCAACUUCUUCAGCACUCAUUGAACCCCCAUGCGCAUAUCAGGCACCAUUCUAGUUCUCGAAGAACUUCCUGACUGGCCCUGCCCCAUGACAUCACCGUGAUGGAGAUCGGAUUGAUCAGCGAAUGCGGAUAACUCUGAUUCGGUCGUUUUUGUAGAUGUUAGUGGAGAAGAAGGGUUGGGGAGCCCUUCUCAGUUUUAUUUAGCAACAAAGUGAGUGAUGAAGAGCUGAACAGAAAGAUCUGUUCGAGAGGAGUCAAGAGAUAUAGUUGACAUGGCAACAAAUCUUAUUUCAAAGCGCAUUGGGGAGUCAUCAUCAUCCGACGCGACCAGUCAUAUCGAAGCUCAGGUGCUCGGUGAAUUGAUGGGCCCAGAGCAUUUUAGUCGAGUGAGAGGUUACGGAGUUGGAGUUACCCCCAUUCAGUUGUCUGCAGUAGGCAUGUAUACAAGAAAUGCCAGAGAAGGUAGUAACACUGUAGAAGUUCGUCAUCUUCAGGCAACUAUUGAAGAGCUAAAGCAGAACCAACAAAUUUUGCUGUCUCAACUUGCGAAUAUUUCAUCUUUGUUACAACGAUUUCUCUCUUCUCAGAUUCUUGAUACUUCAACAGCUCAUAGAGGUGAUGAUGAUGGAGCUAGCUCCCGCUCCUGAUACCUUCUAGACUAUUUUUUUAUGGAGUUUAAUAUGUAUAUAUUUUUUAUAUUUUUCAAAGUACAUUAAUUGUAAUUUUAAACUUAUUAUGUAAAUUUAAUCAGAUAUGACAAUAUAAAUAUUUCGAAUGAUUUGAAUGUUUGUGUCAA